This is a messenger RNA of Haliotis rufescens (red abalone), 4849 nucleotides long. RefSeq names its product leucine zipper putative tumor suppressor 2 homolog. The transcript has 3 exons. Bases 801 to 2711 code for a protein of 636 amino acids. NCBI's taxonomy places the organism in Eukaryota, Metazoa, Mollusca, Gastropoda, Lepetellida, Haliotidae. The record is from RefSeq and is a predicted model, not a curated record. Gene Ontology annotation, molecular function: sequence-specific DNA binding.
ACACAGAAUUCAUCAACGAGAUUUGAAGAUUCCUCUUCUGGUUUUUGAACACUUUGAAGAAGAAUUUGAAGUUUUCAUGUGUUCUUCAAUGUUUGAUUUAUGUUUGUGAGUUUAUCAAACUUUUGAAGAGUUGAAAAACAAGAUUUUGCAAAAUUUCUAUUUGGAUUUUGGAAAAUUCGGUUGCAGGAUUUUGAAGAAUCUUCUGUUGGAGUUUACUUCUGAAUUUUGAUUGAUUUUACUUCUGGACUAACAAUUUAUGGUAUCAAAGUUACUCUCUUUUUUAACAAUACUUGUUUCAGGUUUUGAAACAUUGGUAACUGAUAAUUUGUAGAAUUGUUGUCAUUUUCGACAAUAUGUGAAUGUUUUGGUGCUGUGGCUUCAGUUGAUUUCAUGAAAGUUUUGCAGUGUUGAAGAAGAAUUCAGUUUGUGCUUUAUAAAGAAUUUUCUUGGUGAGAAGCCAUCUUCAUUUGACAGGAUUUCUUGUGAAUAUUCAAUUUUGUAAUUUCAAAAGCUUGUCAUUUACUCAUUCAAAGGAUAGAGAAUUUCACAAGACUUGGAAAUAAGUCAUUGAUUUCUUUGAGAAGGAUUCCAGUACUCUUUCAUAACAGAAAUCUUAUUGCAAGGCGCUGCAAGUUGUGAAAGCAGUACACAGUGAUAGUAUUACGAAGACGGAAACCUUUCAAAGCUAAUAUAGGUCUGAAGACUAUCUUAUUGUGUACAUGGGCACCGUGCGUCUUUGACUGGAGAUGGAAGGAAAUUUGAAAGUCUAAAGCAGAGGAGCCAUGCAGUAAAACAUAAAGAUGGCUGCCCACAGUCAUUCAGGGUCAGAACUUUGUCUCCAUGAUGAUGACCUCUCAAGCCACCCAAGUCAGGAUGACGUAUACAGUCCCCUUUCCAACUAUUCCACAUAUUCGCACGAGGUCAAGUACAUCUUUGAACCAAUACCAGACGACAGUGGAGAGUCCGAUUACACCAUCAUCCCACCCAGGAACAAGUCGGCAUCGCAGCAACAACUCAUGACGCAGUCCAUGUCGCAUCUGUCACAGCAUUCGACACCAAGGACGUUAUCAUCGCAGCAGCGCACGUCAUCGUCGUCACAGCUGUAUCGUAGGACGUAUAGCACGUCUUCUUGCCAUUCUGAUCAUUCCAAUAAAGAAAACAGUGCCCCCUUGGACGUCAGCCAUUCCGUGUACCCAUACCCUUACCCCCAUGAAGAUGUUCGUAGAAAAACUUGGUCCCCCCUAGCACUCAAGUACAGCAUUGCUAGCGGUAUGCAAUCCAUGCGUAGUUGCCAUAGCAACACAAAUUUGGAAGUUGAUAUGCAGUUGGACAAUAUUUACGAAGACUGCGACCGAGGACCACCAAAACUUGCACCAUUGAGUGGAGUGUUUCAUUCACCACUGAAUGUGGGCCGAAGCAUUGUGCGACCAAUCGCUUUUAAGCCUGUGAACAGUGCGAAGCACAUUAGUCCGCCCCAAGGAGCAAAGAGACGACUAUCCAAUCAGGAUGAAGGGUAUGGGUCACAUGACUAUAAUCACAUGACAGGCAGUAUGACAAGUAGCAAGACGAUGAACUCCUCGCAUAGUUCUCAUCAUGAUGGCAGUGAGAGGUCUACAAGUUUCUCAAGUGACUUCUCGCGACCUCUUGACAGACCUGAGUCGCUGCCAUCCCUUAAUGUCAGCCGGGUGUCUUCAAACAACAUGGAGGUAUUUCCUGUUCAGACGCCUUCACCAAGCGACAGCGGAGUUGGUGAACUGGAAGCCAUGUUGAAAGAAAAGGAUGCUGAGUUGAAUACAUUGCGCGAUGUCAUGGACAGAAACGAAAGAGCAAUAUUUCAAGUCUAUGAGGAAAAGAAAUCUGGGUGGAUGAAAGAAAUGCGUGAACUGCGAGAGGAAUAUGAACGCAAAUUCAAAAUUCAGCAGCGUAAAAAUUACAAAACAGAACAAGUGUUGUCGCUGCAGGUAUAUAAACUUCAACAAGAGAAGAAAUCUUUGAAGGACGAAUAUGACAAACUGUACCUUGAGAAGGAUAUUCUUCGAAAAGAAUGCAGCUCUUACCAAGACGAAGUCCGAGAUAUGAAACUGAGGCUGGGAGGUCUGCAGACUAAUGGACAUCCUACAACGGAAAUUAACGAAACUUCAGAACUACGACAGCAAGUUCGAGAUUUGAACCAGGAAGUGACUCAAAAGAGCCGUGAGGUGAUUACUCUAAGAACUCAACUUCACUCACACGAGUCGGAAAUGGAUAAGAAGAAUAAAGAAUUAUCGGAAAAAUUCCGAGAAAUUCUCUCCAAGACGGAAGAGUUAAAAUCUCUGAAAAAUGAACUUGGAAAAUUAUCGGCUGAAGAGCCGGAAUUUUGUGAUGCCGGUGUGCAAUCUGAUUUGGAUGACACAGUGUGUGACACGGAGCCGGAAUUGCUCAAACCUUCCAUCGUUUCCGCCAGGGACAGAAAAAUAGCGGAAUUGAAAGACGAGGUGGAUAGGUUACGAGACGAAAUCCUCGUACACCGUUCAAAUUUCGAAAAGGACAAAGAAACAUGGUUGGAUGAGAAGAACAAAGUGAUUCGCUACCAGAAACAAUUACAGCUCAACUAUGUACAGAUGUACCGGAAAAACCGAACACUCGAAGCUGAAGUUGAACAGCUAACUCUAGAACUCGAAAGUCGAGAUUUAAAACUAAUGGCUAUGAACGGUGAGGAAUCAGUGUGUUGAAGCGUAGGUGCGCUAUUUGUGUGUUGAAGUCUAUGGGUGCUAUGUGAAUUCGCCCUUGUCGAAUGUGCCAAAGUGAAUUUGUAGAUGAUUGAAGAUGCAUUUAUAUGAAUGACGUUAAGUGAAAUGUGUACGGAAUAUUCACAAUCUGGAUUUAAGCAAUUUGGGCAAAAUUGGAAAAUAGGUAAUAUUGUACAGACAACUAUUAUCAUUUCAGAGAGAAAAAUGGAUGAAAAAUAACAUUGCGUGCAAAGAGUGUAGAAAUGUGCCUUUUUUUCAUCUUCCUCAUCCAACCAUUGUUUAUUUCAAAGGAACUGCCACAAUGAUGUGACUUUUUAGAUUUGUGCAAGAUUGGCUACCGAUAUAUAUAUAGACAUAUAUGUGGUGCUCACAUCUCAUACUGCUGGAAUACAACUUGCAUUAACAUUUCCACAUUUAUGAUAAAUACCCCACUUGAUUCCUAGUGUAUUGAUGAAACUUAUUACUAUUAGUUGAUUUUAAUGUAUUUUAAUCAAGAUUUGAAAUGUAAUUUAUGUUGUUGCCAAUCGACAACAAUCUGUGAAUGCAUACUGUUUGUAUGUGACUUUUGGGAGUCUGCCUCAGUAUAAUCUACCAAAUAGUAAAUUUAAUUCAAAAUUUUAAACAUUUAAUGUAUUUUUUCACUAAAUUUUAAUUUUGAUGGACCUUUCAAAUUUGUAUGUCUUUUUUAGAUUCAGUAUCACUUUUAAUUACUUCUGUUCAUAAGGUAUUUCUUUCAGUUGUCAAGCUGUUUAAAAGAGUUUUGCAGAACCUUAUAUUUGAAUCUCUCAGUAAAAAUGUACAUUUGGUUUUUGUUUAUCAUUGAAAGUAGCAAGUAUAUUAUUUUUAAAUGAUUAUUGCUUGCGCAUUUUGACUUGAUCUUAAAUAAUUGUUACAUUUUCAUAUUCUUAUCCAUGGCUUUUUAGUGCUCUUUAUAAAUGUGUUUAUGAAUUCUUGAUAAAGUGCCUUGGUUCAUUGUACUUCAGUAUGUAAUGUUAAAGAUUUCAAAAACAUUAAACAUAUAUACAGGUGUUACUUGACAUAUUUGGUGAACUUCAUCAUAUUUGUAUUUAGUUGAACAUUUAUUGCCUGUUUUCAUGGAUCAUUAUUUUGAUAAGGGUUAUUAUUGUCUUUUUCCUUAAGGAUUAUAGUCUCUGUUAGUUUGUUACAUUGCCUUUUAUCAUAUAAAUGGCAUUUAUUAAACAAUUAAAAAUUAAAAGAAACAAUUUGAGUAGUAAUGUUGUGUCCAUUGUGGUGCAUUCACAACAAUGGCAACAGAGUUCGUCUUUUGGAGAUUUGUUAUUUGGGUCUAAUUAUUGUUUAUAUAUUACAAAAAAUAUUAUCAAUUAUUUAGACUAACAGUCAGUGUGUUUAAAUAAUAAUAAUAAAAUUAUAGAUUUGUAUUGAGGCAUUUUGAAAUACAUCUUGUCACGAAAUGUUGAUUUCGCUAUUGACGAUGUUGAUUUCAUGAAAUGAAUCAGCUUUCAAAUGACCAGUAAUGUGUACUGUGAAGUCUAUCUGUCACAUUACUUUGUGAUUAGCAACUAUUGGCCUGGACUGAAAACAUUAAGCAUGUCUGGUGUACAUUUUCAAAUUUAUAUUCUUGGAGACUUGUUUGUUUUGGUUAAAAUUUUGUAAAAAUAAUAAUUCAAAAUUCGAAAAAUUUUGGAUGUCACUCACAAUUUUGCUAGAAAUGGGGAAUUUUCGACAUUCAGAAUCUUCCUUCAUUUAGAUAUGCUAUAGAUAUAAAAGUAUAGAAGACUCAACUAAAUGUCAAUAGAUUUAACGUUUAUCCAUAUUUAUUCAACUAACAAUAGAUUCCCUGCUUGCUUGUCGCUGUACUAACAGGUACAUCAGGUUUUAACAAGGAAAGUUUCCUUUGAAAUUGAUUGCAAUUGAUGCUAAUCCAUUUCAAGAAUAGGUGGACCAGACAUGCCUAAUGUUGGAUUUGUGCCUUAGCAUCCGUGUGCUGGAUGCAGAUGUCGCCUGUAGAGGCCAUGUACAGUGUAUUGAUAUUCAACGACGGCGGUUAGUAUCACAAUGUAAUGUACAUUUGCAUUUCCCAAAGAAAUACUAGUCAGAUAUGUACAGUUUCAUACACAAAAUAAAAUAGAUUUACGAUC